AUGGGGCAGUUAUUGAGUUUCAACGCUACACAUGAAGAGGUGCCCGAAGAUGUAAAGGAGAAGGUGGAGCCGAUUGAGUACACGCCUGCGUCGGAGGAAAACCGGCCGCAGGAUGAUCGGUUUUGCGCCAACUGUGGGGAGCCGUACUUUUAUUACUUUACGCCAAGUACAAACUGUAACUGGUGCGGUGGACAAUUCUGUACGCGGUGCUGCCCUAACCGACAUCUUCUAGGGGGCAAACCAGGCUGUCCUGAAUGCACCCGCAGGGCGUAUUUGAUCAAGCGGAAAGAGCUGUUGGAUGAUCAUCUGGCUUCACUCCGGAAGAAAGGUGAGAGGCCGGCGGAGGUUAAUUUUGCGUUGGAGUGCUAG
Messenger RNA from Trypanosoma cruzi, 369 nucleotides. RefSeq lists its product as uncharacterized. The record is from RefSeq and is a predicted model, not a curated record. NCBI's taxonomy places the organism in Eukaryota, Euglenozoa, Kinetoplastea, Trypanosomatida, Trypanosomatidae. The coding region runs from base 1 to 369 and encodes 122 amino acids. The transcript has a single exon.